UCUCAACCAUUUUGCCAGACUCAUUCAUACUACUUGAUCAUGUCGUACAAUCAACCUUACCCCCCGCCGAAUCGUAUGUUCCCCUUAUCAUCACUACUAUAGUUCCUCCCGUGGCACCGACGGACUGACUUGAUUUUGCCUAAAUAGAACCUCCGUAUCCUUACGGUGCCCCUCCGGGCCAUCCUCACACUCCGUAUGCUCAACAGCCGCACCCAGGCUACGGCGGGCCCCCUCCUCCAGGUCAAUAUAAUCGACCACCUCCUGCGCAUCCCGGCCAAUAUGAUCGACCUCCACUAGCACCUCCAGGCCAGCCAGGCUAUCCUCCGCACGGACACCCCCCGGCAAGCCCCGGAUACCACCCGCCGCCUCCAUCCCACUCUCCAUAUGGAGCGCCCCCGCAACAAUUCCCUCCCCAAGGAGGUGCAGGAUAUCCACCGGGUCCUCCCCUGGGGCCUUAUGGUGGUGGCCCAGUAGGGGGCUAUCCAUCCCAACACCCACCACAACAGUUCCACAGCGCUCCACCGCCCCAGCCAUCCCCGGGCUACGCUCCUGGCCAGAUUGCCCCCGGCGACUUCACCCGCGAGGCAGAUGGCCUGCGCAAGGCGAUGAAGGGCUUCGGAACAGAUGAAAAAUCGCUCAUCCAGAUCCUAUCAAGAGUUGAUGCGCUCCAGAUGGCCGCCAUUCGCCAGACCUAUUCCAACUAUAUCCGUCGCGAUCUGUAUAAGGACGUCAAAUCCGAGACAAGCAGCUACUUCCGUGACGGCUUGCUUGCCGUCAUUGAUGGCCCACUGAUGCAUGACGUGACUUCCGCUCGCGAUGCGGUUAAGGGAAUGGGCACAAAGGAAUGGUUGCUUAAUGAGGUCCUGGUGGGCCGGUCGAAUGCGGAUCUCAAUGCCAUUAAAGCCGCAUAUCAGCGCACAUACAGCCGUUCUCUCGAAAAGGAUGUCCAGAGUGAUUUGUCGUUCGAGACACAAAACCUCUUCGGAAUGAUACUCCGCGCAAACCGCCACGAAGAAUCCUUCCCGGUUGACCCCCGUACUAUUGAGGAAGAAACGAAGUCACUGCACUCUGCCACAGCUGCCCGUAUGAGGAACAACGUCCAAGAAGUCUGCGGUAUCUUUGCUCGGUCGUCGGACAACGAACUGCGUGCCAUUAAUCAGGCCUUCGGCGCCCGCUACAACACCUCAUUGGAGAAACACAUUGAGAAAGAAUUCUCAGGGCACAUGAAAGACGCACUGCUUCAACUGCUACGUGGCGCACUGGAUCCAGCCAUGCGCGAUGCCGAAUUGCUGGAGGACUGCAUGAAGGGAAUGGGCACGAAAGACGACAAGUUGGUGAGCCGCGUUGUCCGGAUGCACUGGAAUAGAGCGCAUAAGGAACAGGUCAAGCGCGCUUAUCGCCACCGGUAUGGGAAAGAUUUGAUUGAGCGGGUUCGUGGCGAAACAAGUGGUGAUUACCAGAGAUUGAUGGUUGCCCUGCUGGAGUAGUCCUUUUCGCUUGAUGACUGUAUGUACUAAUGAUGAUGGGUACGGAAUGGGUACGGCUUGGUUUGGGUGGACUUGUGUUUUUCUCUUGUUCUUGACUACUUGUGUCAUCUAAUGGGUGCAGUUUGUUGAUACCACCAGAUGUCUGUUCCAUACCCUGGACGGCUUCUGCUUAUAAUAUUGUUACAGCUAUGUUAAUGCAGCAAGGUAUUAAAUUCAAGUUUUCUUUGACGAAUUGCGUAUUAUGUUACAUAAAAGCAAGUCUAUUUUCAAUAACCCUAGUGAAAUAUAUUGAGCUGCCAAAAUAUGGAUGAAAG
Molecule: messenger RNA, 1801 nt
Organism: Aspergillus alliaceus
Lineage: Eukaryota; Fungi; Ascomycota; Eurotiomycetes; Eurotiales; Aspergillaceae
Product: annexin
Exons: 1
Coding region: 606-1487 (293 amino acids)
Cellular component (GO): cytoplasm
Molecular function (GO): calcium ion binding; calcium-dependent phospholipid binding
Source: RefSeq, a predicted model, not a curated record